Messenger RNA from Panicum hallii, 1951 nucleotides. Its product is annotated as vacuolar cation/proton exchanger 2. Gene Ontology annotation, cellular component: plant-type vacuole membrane. Gene Ontology annotation, molecular function: calcium:proton antiporter activity. The transcript is spliced from 11 exons. The record is from RefSeq and is a predicted model, not a curated record. Bases 267 to 1577 code for a protein of 436 amino acids. NCBI's taxonomy places the organism in Eukaryota, Viridiplantae, Streptophyta, Magnoliopsida, Poales, Poaceae. Gene Ontology annotation, biological process: intracellular calcium ion homeostasis; calcium ion transmembrane transport.
CUCCUCCUCGCCCGCACCUCCGCCGAGCGCAUUUCUCCGUGGCCGCGAGAUUCGAUCACCAAUUCGGACGCGCGCGUCCGAGUCCCAACCCAAUCGCGCUCUUCUUCCUCCUCCUCCUCCUCUCCCAGCAUUUGGCCUCGCGAGCCUGGUCGAUCCGCCUUCCACCCAGUGCUCGCGUCCCUUCGCUCCUGGGAGAGGGAGCGCGGCCGGCUCUGCAUUGCGCGGAUCCGCCGGCGCUGUCCUUUGUUUCGGGCCGCGGCUCGCCGAUGAUGGGGGCGGAGAAGCCGGCCCUGGGGUUCGCGGAGGUGGACGAGCUGGAGCUGUCGUCACCGGCGGGCUCGCCGGCGCCGCCGCCCCGGAAGAUGCACUCGCUGGACUUCGAGCACAUCGGCUCGCUCGCCGCGGUGGCCGAGUCGCUCUCGCCCGGGAGCAGGUGGGGGAGGGCGCUCACCAGCGUGCGCGUCGUCAUCUUCCAGGCCAAGAUCAACGUGCUUCUCCCCUUCGGCCCGCUCGCCAUCAUGCUCCACUACCUCAGCGGGAAACACCAAGGAUGGGUUUUCCUUUUCAGCUUAAUUGGUAUAACACCACUGGCCGAGAGACUGGGAUAUGCAACUGAGCAACUUGCUUGCUACACUGGCCCAACAGUUGGGGGGCUCCUUAAUGCUACAUUUGGAAAUGCAACGGAAAUGAUUAUAUCAAUCUACGCACUGAAAAAUGGAAUGAUUCGAGUUGUCCAGCAGUCACUGCUAGGCUCGAUAUUGUCAAAUAUGCUCCUUGUUCUUGGGUGUGCUUUCUUUGCUGGUGGUCUUGUCCAUUCUGACAGGGACCAGGUUUUCAAUAAGGCAUCAGCUGUUGUAAACUCCGGACUACUAUUGAUGGCUGUCUUAGGCCUAAUGUUCCCAGCAGUGCUUCACUUCACACAUUCAGAAGCGCAGUAUGGAAAAUCUGAAGUAGCUCUUUCAAGGUUUAGUAGCUGCAUCAUGCUUGUGGCCUAUGCUAGCUAUCUAUUUUUUCAACUAAAGAGCCACCGCAGUAUGUACAGCCCAAUUGGUGAUGAAGAAGAAGCCAUCGAAGAUGUGGAGGAUGAAAAGGAGAUAACACAAUGUGAGGCCAUCUGCUGGCUUUUUAUAUUGACUAUUUGGAUUUCAGUACUCUCAGGGUACCUGGUAGAUGCCAUUCAGGGCGCGUCUGACUCAUUAAACUUGCCAGUAGCAUUUAUUAGCGUUAUUCUGCUUCCUAUAGUGGGGAAUGCUGCUGAACAUGCGAGUGCCAUUAUGUUUGCCAUGAAAAAUAAAUUGGACAUUACGUUGGGAGUUGCAAUAGGGUCAUCAACUCAGAUCUCCAUGUUUGUGAUCCCAUUCUGCGUGGUAAUUGGCUGGAUGAUGGGGCAAGAAAUGGACUUGAAUUUUCAACUGUUUGAGACAGCAACUCUCUUUAUCACAGUACUGGUGGUGGCAUUUAUGCUACAGGAAGGCACGUCAAAUUAUUUCAAAGGCCUUAUGCUCAUCUUAUGCUACCUCAUUGUUGGUGCAAGCUUCUUCGUCCAUGUUGAUCCUGAUGCAACAGAUGAGAGCUAAGUGAUAAGUCUACUUACAACAUACCUGUGCUGAACGGAGAGGCUACGACUUAAACUGCAGAAUUAGCAAAUAGCAUUGCUUGCAGUAGAGGACCUGCCAGAACCUGAAUUUGGGAGCAACUUGGGGGCAGAAUGCCGCACUAGCACCAAGGGUUUCACCUGGGGCUCAAGAUUGCAAGGAGCUGAUGCAGCUUUUUUAGGAUAGCAACAGCAUCGCCCUUUGAGGAACUGUAACUUUCUGUGAUAGUUGCAAAAAGAUUACCAUCGCAUUUGUUCAAGCUACAUGUGUCACAGUUUUUUUUGUUGUUAAAUGUUACCGUUGUUACCAUUACCAAGAUAUUAAGCCUGUGGGGGUGUUUGGAAGGUGGUUGAUCU